Molecule: messenger RNA, 309 nt
Organism: Peronospora farinosa
Lineage: Eukaryota; Oomycota; Peronosporomycetes; Peronosporales; Peronosporaceae
Source: the annotation of a GenBank genome assembly
AUGGCCGCCGCUAUGGCCGGUGGCAAAGGCAAAGGCAAGAAAAAAUGGGCCAAGUCUAAAGCUCGUGAAAAAGUCAGCAAUAAGGUGCUGUACGACCAGGAGACGUACGAACGUCUGCUGGUGGAGAUCCCCAAGAUGAAGCUGAUUACGGCUUCGGCUAUUGUCGAGCGUCUCAAAGUGAAUGCUGCGCUUGCCCGCGCUUCGAUUCGCGAGUUGGAAGAAAAUGGAAGCAUUUUGAAGGUGCUUUGCCACCACUCGCAGCUCAUCUACACUCGCGUUGGUGCCGUUGAGGAGCAAGCAGCUGCUUAA